GAUACUUAACUGAAGCAUCGCAAAACGAUGUCUCGUGGGUAUACUGCAGAACCAUCCGAUUCUGAUUCCGAUUGGGAGGUCCACGAUCCUUUUAAGAAUUUCAGAUUCACGUAUUAUUUAAAAGAGGAGGUUGUUCAGUCGAUCAGAAAAAAGCAAGAUGAAGAUGGUACAAAUAAACAAGGUCCUUUCACUAAUCGAGCGUAUACAUUUAUCACAGUGCCUCAAUACUUGGAAUCGUUUAUGCUCUACGGAUUAUUGCAAUGUUUGGACCAUUUAUUGAUCGUGUACACAUUUCUUCCAUUACGUUGUUUUCUAACCGUUAUACAUUUAUUCAUGAGGAUAUCCAGUCGAUUUUUUCAAUUUUUUACAAAUUUUGAACAAGAACAUGAUCCAGUCUGUUCAAAAUCUUCACGAGUAAAUCUACUGUACAAUUAUGAACUUCGUGAUCUGGUUAAAUUUUCUUUAUUGUGCAUAUGUACUGUUAUUUUGACUAAAUAUGACAGUUCUGUAGCCUAUCAUGAGAUUCGGACACAGUCAGUUAUCAAAAUUUAUAUCUUUUUCAAUUUAUUGGAGGUUGCUGAUCGGUUAUUGUCUGCUGUCUGUCAAGAUGCUCUAGAUGAUCUUUUGUAUACAGUCAGUAAACCACGAUCCGAUAUGGUGUCAUCGAGUGAUUCAACGGAAAGCGGUUUGGUAUACUUUCGGGAUGUUGUUCUGCAGUAUUGUUUUGCUUUUUUAUGUUUAAUCGGUCAUUGUUUUUGUCUUCUAUGCCAAGUGACUACUUUGAAUGUAGCGUUUAAUUCACAGAAUAAGUCAUUGGUUACUGUGUUUAUUUCAAAUAAUUUUGUAGAGUUAAAGGGUAAUGUGUUUCGUAAAAUGGGGAAAACAAAUUUAUUUCAAAUUGCCUGUGCUGAUGUUCGUGAACGAUUUCACUAUUGCAUUUGGCUUUUUAUUAUUGUCGGUCGUAAUAUGAAUGAAAAUGGAUGGAAUUUAGAUGAUCUUCAAAAAAUCCUUAUUGAUGUGGCGUGUAUUCUUUUGGCAGAAGUUGCUGUCGAUUGGGUAAAGCAUUCAUUCAUUACAAAGUUUAAUGUGAUUCCUUCAAAUGUCUAUGAGGAAUACACUGUGAGCAUUGCGUACGAUUUAUUGUUAUGCCGUCAAGGAAAGAAUACAUCUGAUCACUUUGACCUCCUUUCACGUCGUAUGGGUUUAACUCCGAUACCUCUUAGUUGUUUGAUCAAUGCAAUGUUAUAUCAAACAAUACGAAAUCCUAGUACUCUUUGUUUAACUCUACCGUUUGUAAUCGCUGGAUUAUUUGCAGUCAAAGUUGUAACAAAUCUUACGCUAAUGUCUAUGGCCUACUCUCAUGUACGUGAGUACAUAAACACUGCCAGUGCUUGUCAAACAGAAGAGAACUACUGUGCAUCAAAUAAUGAUAACAAAACAGAAAAACCUGUAGGUGAUAUCCACACAACAACUUCUGUAAAGAACACUAAACAAGACCAAGAAACUAAUGAAACCGGGAAAGAACGUAAAGUGUCUUUAAGAAAGCCUCCUUUCGGUUAUAAUGGUUAUGAUCAACCAACCAGGGAUGAUGAAUACUUUCUGCCGAUGGGUCUUAGACACAGACGAAUUCGUAGUGAUUCUGGUCCAGUGGAUGUUAUGACCAGUGUUGAUGCAGUUCAUCAUUCAUAUACUUCAGAACAUUCAUCAGAAUAUGUUGGAAGUAGUAAACUCGUCAUGUCAAGUCCAAUAUCCACUGGCCUUAUUGCUAAUGAAUUGGUUGAGCCGUACUAUUCAAUUAUGGCAUCGUCAAAUGGUACUCCAAAAAGUCUAUACGAUUUUAAUGAGUUAACUCCCUUGACACCUAUAAUGCCUAUGGACUCAGUACAUCGAUUAUUAACUCCUGGAAAUAUGAAGUCAGACAUGGAAUGUGAUCGUAAUUCUUAUGAAUCAUCAGCUUUGUUUCAAAUAGAAGACAGAUCUCCUUUUCCUGCGUAUACAAAUCCGCCAGCUACACCAUCACAUCAUGAGAGACAUCGAAUAAUGCAUAGUAGAUAUGAUCUAUCGAAUAUCCUGUGUACUGAGACACACGGCGAUAAAGACGAUGCUUUCACAACAAUACUAAAACCUCAAAGUGUAUCUUCCCUAAUAAGACCGAGGUAUUACAGCAUUGAUCUAGGCAUCCUGAGCAAUUUCAUGAAAUUUAUGGAAAGCAGUACACGGGUUACUACGAAUGAAAUACCAAGUAGCAAAGAUAAUGCCCAACAAGACGAAUCAAGAGUUACAUACCUGCCAGACCCUACACGUAAACGUCGAGUUCGUACAAUGACUGAAGGUUCAGUCAAUGCAACUUCACCUCCAGUAGAUCCUACUAUACCAAUCCUUUGGGAAAGAAGCAGUCGAAAUAGUACUGUCAAUCAAUUUGGUUUGGAUCAGCUGAAACCGACAACUCCUGGACGAGUAAAACAACCAUUAUCUGAUAUUGACCGGUAUUCCAUGGUAGAAGGACAAAUCAGCUAA
Molecule: messenger RNA, 2517 nt
Organism: Trichobilharzia szidati
Lineage: Eukaryota; Metazoa; Platyhelminthes; Trematoda; Strigeidida; Schistosomatidae
Source: the annotation of a GenBank genome assembly